UUUCUUAUAUCUUCCAUGGAACAUCUGCACUGGGAAUGGAAUCAGGCUCAGCUGCCAGGGCUUUGUGAUGAGGGGCUGCAUGGUGCCCAGAGACCACUGUGACACUGCAGGACCCUGCCUUGGCCGUGGGGCUUUGGAGGAGCACUGAGCCCUGGGGUGCCCACUCUCAGGAGAGCACUUCCCUGCAUCUCCCCUGGAGCCCCUGGCAGCUUUGCAGCAGAGGCUGUCAAAGACAGACGCAGAGAACCAUUUCAAGAACGCCAGCACCCAUAUGCACAAGAAGCUGCCAGGCCUGGACUGGAUGCGCCAGGGGAAUGCAUUUCUCAAACGUGGGCAGCCAUUGCCAAAAGGCUUGGAGGGAUUGGAGGCCAUUUCAAGCAUGCAGAAGGUGCUACACUGGCUUGAAGUCCAUGUUCCCAGUAAUCCAGAGCCUCUGGCUGAGGAGGACGAGGACUGCGGAAACAAGAUUGACAAGGAGCAGUCCCAUGAGAUAUUGGAAGAGGACAUCCCAUGUCCGGUGCCCUCAGAGAAGUGGGAAGACAGCAGCCAAAGCCAGGAGUCCCAAGCCAUGUUAGAAGAGUACAGUGACCAAGAGCUGUUUCAAGGGGAAGAGGAUGAGAGCAGAGCAGCAACAGGAGAGGCUUUCAGCAAACUGCAGAGCACAUCUCCUGCCCUGACUGGUCCCAUGGACACCAAGGAUGAGCCAGCCAUGUCCCCAGGUCCAGCACCACAGCAGCGAGGGAAGGCUGGCAGCAUCACACCCACAAGCACUGGCCAGGCACCAUCUGCUCCUUCCUGGAAAGUGCCCUCAGUGCCAGGAGUGCAGGCAGAAGCUUGUCUGAUGUCCACACAGCCCUCUGGAGACAGAUCUCCUUCCCUCACAGCCACUCAUGCCCCAGAGCAACUGCAGCGACAGUCCCUGUUCAGGAGGGCACUCAGGGCUGUGUGCAGGGCAUUCCUUGGCACCCACCGACCACGGGAGCAGGAGCAGCAGUGCCCUGCUCCCAGCACCUGGCAGGUGCCUGGAGAUGGCUGCUCUGAGCCUCAGCAGUGUCCUCUGACAGAGUGACACAGGGAAGCACAGCAGGGAUGAAUGCAGGGACAGUGCCUCAGGCAUCUGGCUGUCCUGAGGCCAUUCUGCUGCCAGACUGUUCUUGGCCAUGUCUUCAUAACACCAGCCCAUGACUACCCUUCCAACGUUAUCAAUAGAUCUAGCUCAUUUUUACCACACACAUUUUGCAAAUAGACUGUGUUUUAUAUGUAUUUGUAUA
Molecule: messenger RNA, 1271 nt
Organism: Cyanistes caeruleus (blue tit)
Lineage: Eukaryota; Metazoa; Chordata; Aves; Passeriformes; Paridae
Source: RefSeq, a predicted model, not a curated record